Molecule: messenger RNA, 3313 nt
Organism: Antechinus flavipes (yellow-footed antechinus)
Lineage: Eukaryota; Metazoa; Chordata; Mammalia; Dasyuromorphia; Dasyuridae
Gene: TPBGL
Product: trophoblast glycoprotein like
Exons: 1
Coding region: 217-1566 (449 amino acids)
Biological process (GO): negative regulation of canonical Wnt signaling pathway
Cellular component (GO): plasma membrane
Molecular function (GO): protein binding
Source: RefSeq, a predicted model, not a curated record
CUCCAGUCCACAGCCUAACCAUCCCUCCCCACCCAAUUCCCCAAAGGGGCAAUUGGGGCUUCCAGCUGCAGAGAAACAAGACAGCCCAGCCCUGCCGGGCUCCUCCCUUCUCGAUCCAACUCACUUUUUGAGAAGAACUGCAACCUUUAUACUCUCCCUCACCCCACCUCAUCCAAGCUUCCUUCCUGGGGGGGCCUGGAUGUGGAGGCGGAAGCUAUGGUCCUGCACCCUCCGCCGCCUAGGGCUCUGGCCACCACCCGGGGCUCCGGGCUGCCCGGAGUCCUGGGUCUUUCUCCACCACCACAGCCUACGCACGGACUCCCGCCUCUGCUUCUCGCACCUCCGCCACUGCUCCUGCUCCUGCUGCUUCUCCUCCUUCUGAGCACGCCAGGGGCUCCAUGCCCCCUCCAAUGCUACUGUUUUGGAAGCCGGGAGACAAUAAGCUGCAGCCACGUUGUCCUCCAAGAACUGCCCCACGACCUACCCACCAACGUGCACAACCUCAGCAUCGUGGGCUCCAACCUGACUGUCCUGCACUCCGCUGCCUUCGCUGGAGAGGAGCUGCCCACAGCAGAGGGCAAUAGCAGCCACAACAGCAGCGGGGGCUGGGCUGUACGCCUGGCCAAUCUCACAUCUUUACGGCUCAAUCAAGACAACAUCCAAGUGGUGGAGGACGGAGCCUUCUGGGGUCUGCCCCACCUGGCCUCCCUGGACCUCAGUCAUAACCCAUUGGGCACCCUGGGUGCCUCUGCCUUUCAUCCGCUGCCGGCCCUGAGUGUCCUCAGGCUCAAUGACGCUGUGCAAGGGUUGGGUGAUCAGCUGGACGCCGCCCUCCAUGGCCUGGCCACCCUGCGCCGCCUCGAGCUUCAAGCCAAUGAGCUGACCCACCUGCCACCCUCUGCCCUGGAGUUAGCUCAACUAGAGCUGCUGGACGUGCAAAGCAACGCGCUGACCGGACUGGCGCCGGCUGAACUACGCGCAUUGGGCGGGGAGACCCAGGGGACCCCGACUACCCCAACAGCCCCGGGACCUAGAAGGCUGCGCGUGUGCCUAGCAAAAAACCCGCUGCUCUGUGACUGCGGGGCCCGCGCGCUUCUGACCCUGCUCUACAAGACUCCCAGGCAGGUGCCGGAUGCGCGCAGUCUGCGCUGCGCCGCGCCCCAGGCGCUCCAAGGCGUCUCUUUACUGGCUUUGAACGAAUCAACGCUAACCUGCGCCCAGGGUCCCCAAGAGAAGGACGAGGGGAAUGAGGAAGGGAAAGGAAAGGGAAAAGAGGAGGCGGAGAUGGAAGGGAACGAGGAGGAGGGAACUGAGGGAAGGAAUGAGAAAGGGGAGACGGGCACUGGGGAGGAACUGGAAGCGUCCUACGUCUUCUUCGGCAUCGUUCUGGCUCUCAUCGGUGUAGUCUUUCUUAUGGUCCUCUACCUGAACCGGCGGGGCAUCAAGCGCUGGACGCGCAACCUGCGCGAGGCGUGCCGGGACCAGAUGGAAGGCUACCACUACCGCUAUGAACAGGACGCGGAUCCCCGCAGGUCUGGUACCGCCAGCUCGUCCGGCACCCUCUGAAUACGACGCUCUCGGUCAGGCAAACUGGACUGCUAGGGAGAAGAGGGGAACUUAGCCCCUCUCCGCACCCAACCUUUGGCUCUUCGUCCCUUCCCAUUUUAAGCAUUUAGUCUCCAACCUUCCUCGUCCGUUUUCCUUCUCCCCCUUUCUCCUUCUCCCCUCCCUCCCCCACGGCAACUGAUCCUUGGCUCUUAACCCUCCUGUUAAAAUUUAGGCACUUUGCUCUACCUUGUAAACCUGUUAUUUAGUCCCCGCCUAUUUCUAGACUCUUAGUUCCUCCCCCAGACGCUUGGGCCCUUUCUCAAGUUUUAGGCACUUAAUAUUUCCCCUUAUUACUCCCCUCCACAUUAUUCCCCUCCCCCCAGGCCUGGGGAAAUGAGGACUCAGUCUCUAAUACAUCAAGCUCUUCCUCCUCUUCUAUACUUCUUCCUUCCUUCUCUUCUUUCUCAUCCUCGAAUUUUUAUUCUUCCUCUGCUUCUCAGUCCUUUUCCUUUCUUUCCCUUCAUCUUCCCUUUUUCUUUUUUCAUCCCUGCUCCCCCUCUUUCCUCUUUUCCUUGUUUUCUCCCCUUCUUUAUUCAAAUACCUUCAUCUUCCACCCUACCCCCACUUCUCUCCUCCUUUGGUUUUGGGCUAGGGAAAAGUCCUUAUAAUUCUAACUGGGAAGAUGAAAAGAUGAAGAAAAGAUUUUCUUGAGGUUUUGCAGAAAUAGAGGGGUUUGAAUGCACUCCCUGAAGAGACAGCCAGACUGCUCUCAGGACCCAUUGCUGCUAAAACUGGUGCCUCCACUCCAUCCCACCUAUUCCCCUCUCCCUUACCCACCUAAUUCUCAUUCCUUUUCUUUAUUCUCAUCAAAUGAGAUAUUUGUGGAGCCCUUAGCACACUGUCUGGCACAUAGUAGGCGCUAUACAAAUGUUUAUUUCUUUCCCAUUUAUUCCUGUUCUUUAUGUACUCUCAAUUGCCUCCUUCCAGCUUUUCUCCCUUUCCUCCUUUCCUUUUCUCUUCCUAUUUUCUUCCCAUUUCUCCCUCACUUGAAAUCUCUUUCCUCCCUUUCAUGGAAAAUAGAAUAUUAGCACUGGAAAGGUCCUUAGAGGUUAUCUAAGCCAAACUUUUCUUGACCCUUCUUUCCUCUUCUCUCUGAGUCUCUCUCCUCUUUCUCCUUUUUCUACCUCUUCCUCUUCCAAUAUGCCUCCUCCUUGAACCCCUUUUACUUCCACUCCUACCCACUAAGCAAACUUGGAUCAGUAACCUCCUCUUUCUCAUCCCUACAAGGAUUCUCCCCUCUUUAAACCCCUUCCUCCUCUAGGGGACCUUGGUCAACCUGACAAGUUUCCCCUCUUUUCUCAGGCACAAAUUCCCCUGCUCCCUCCUUACUGCCCCAGUGAACCUGUUUAAAAAUCUGGGGUCUGUCUGUCAGCCACUUGCAUGAUCUCAAAGCACACCCAUUGUGGGGAGGGGUACUGCCUAAUCCUGGAAUCCCCUCUCCCUGGGAUUUCCUCCUUCCAUAGGUCAGGCUGUGACAACAGAUUAUGUCCACACUAUGGAACAGGGAGCUGCCCCAUCCCAACCCCUUAAGAUUCAAGCCCCCCUUUACUUGUUCAAUCUCUUGAGUGGUCAGUUUUCUAUAAAGCUUGCAAUAUUUUCUGGACCCUCUAGUUUUCCCUUGGAAGUGCUUGUGUCAUUCUUCAUUCGAUCUUGAAGGAAUCCCGGGUUGGACAGCUCACAGGCAAGGAAUGGGAGUCACACACAC